Symbiodinium sp. CCMP2592 is the source of this 2265-nucleotide messenger RNA. The record is from the annotation of a GenBank genome assembly. Lineage: Eukaryota; Dinophyceae; Suessiales; Symbiodiniaceae.
AUGAGCUGUCAAGUCGACGUUGAAUUCCAGGUCAAGAAAGUGCUGCCCAUCCAGGAGAAGAGGGAUGAGGCCGUGAUGCCCGUCCUUUGCGGAGCUUCCCUUGUCGUUUGCCUCGUCGGCGAGACGGGCAGCGGCAAGUCCACUCAGGUGCCUCAGAUGAUCCUCGAAGAGGCAAGACAGCGAGGGAGUUUCGCUCGCAUCGCUGUGACGCAGCCACGGCGUGUGGCCGCGCUGAACUUGGCGCACCGGGUGGCUUCAGAGCUAGGCGAGCAGCUCGGCGACUCGGUGGGCUACAGAAUCGGCGGUGACAGCAGCCGCGGAAAGUACAUCGACUUCUGUACCGUCGGGUACAUAUUGCAGCUUUUCCUCAAUGCGCCGGAGGAGUUCGGAGAAUACACCCACAUCGUCCUCGAUGAGGUGCACGAGCGAAGCGCAGAGAGCGACAUGCUGUGCCUCGUGGUUCGCCUUCUAGCGAAGCAUCGUUUCGAGGGCACGCGGCUCGUCAUCAUGUCUGCGACGCUCCAAUCGGACCUUUUCGCGCACUACUUUGGUGACAUUUGCAAGUACCCCGUGGGCCGCGUUCAUGUUGGCAGCCGGUGCUUUCCAGUAAGAGAACAUUACCUGGACGAGCUGUCCCGGUCAUUGGGAAAGCGGCUGCGGUGUGAGGGCAUCAUCAACAGUCGGACAAAGGACAUGUUCGGUGAUGGCAGGGAGAAGAAGGCGAAACGGAUUGACCAGAGACAUUGUGACAAGCUGCAUCCGAUCAUCCUGGAGCUCCUGGAGGUGAUUGCGAAGCCGGCCAGUACCAUUCUGGUGUUCCUGCCGGGCAUCGCCGAGAUCUCCUCGUUGUGGCAGGAAGCAAAGUUCCUGGAAGAGUCCUCCGCCUUCAAGAUCUUCCCGCUGCACUCCAUGGUGCCCCGAGAAGAACAGGAGCUCGUGUUCGAGGAGCCAGACCCCGACGUGACCCACGCGGGAUCCUCAGUGUGCUUGUUCCCCUUCGUCUUCCCCUUCGCACAGCUGCUUCUUUGGGUUUGGGCGGGUGCCUCGGAUUUCAGCUACUCGUAUCAGCUAUCCCCGGAUCCGACUCUUAGCAGUCUUAGCAUCUCCGAGGUGGUUCUGGCCACGGACAUCGCAGAGUCGUCCAUCACCUUGCCCCACGCUUGGGGCUUCGCUGUGCCCCCCAAAAGCAUACUGAAGCAGCUUGCCCCUCUGCGGGACCCGACGGCUGACCAGUAUUCCGGGGAGUGGGUGGACGAUCUCGGCGAGAUGGAGGCGAUUCGCGAAGGGCUCCAAGCUGACCACAGGAUGGCGCUGGACGAGGGCGCCUCUGCUGGCCACCGGCCGCUCUUCUUGAUGUCCGUUCUGCAGCAUUUUCGGGACGUCCAGCUUGGCCCAAAGCCCGCGUAUCCUCGCAUCAACGGCACUUACGUGGACUGCACCUUCGGCCGUGGAGGCCAUUCCAGGGCCUUGCUGCGGGACUUGACGGAGUCCUCCACGCUCUAUGCGCUGGACGUGGACCGCCAGGCCAUCAACGUUGCCAAGCGCCUGGCACGCAGAGACCCGCGCCUGAAAGUGCAGAAAGCCUCCUUCGCGCAGCUUCGUGCCGUGCUGGGCGAUGUGCGUGUGCAAGGCGUCCUCAUCAAUGGUGGCUUCACCACUGACUCGAAGCUGGAUGCUACGCGGGGAAUCAAGCGAGGGCCUCUGGAUCUUCGCUAUGACCGCGAGGCCGGCGUGCCGUGCUCUGAGUGGCUGAACACCGUAAGCGUCGAAGAGCUCUCUCUGUUGCUGCGGGAGAACAUCCGGUUUUCGGAUGUGAUGUGCGACCGCAUCGCCUUUGAGCUGCUCUCCGAGCAUCGCCGUGUCGGCGGCCUUACCACCAUCAAUCAGGUCCUGGCCCUCACGCAGCGGCUGCUGCCACCGAAGGAUGCUCGCGACCGCGAUGCCGGAUCCAUCUCCUUGGUGCUGGCCGGCCUCAGGCGCAUCAUCAACAACGAGACAGAGGACACGGCGCAGGCUUUGCGAGCCGCUCUGGACUCUCUGGUUAUCGGCGGCCGCUGUUUGGUCAUCUGUCAAGGUCUGUAUGAUCGGAACGUCGUCAAUCGUGUCUUAUACGAGUAUGACGAACCUCCGGACAACACCGCGGUUGAUGCAGAUGACGAGAUGCUGUCCAAACUUUAUCCUUUGGCAGGCACGCGGUUUCCGUAUUCUGCAAAAAUGAUCUGCCGACCCUUGGCCCUGACACAACGGGAGCAGAGCCGUGGUUGA